Daucus carota subsp. sativus is the source of this 1644-nucleotide messenger RNA. RefSeq lists its product as uncharacterized. Bases 125 to 1153 code for a protein of 342 amino acids. The transcript has 2 exons. Gene Ontology annotation, molecular function: zinc ion binding; nucleic acid binding. The record is from RefSeq and is a predicted model, not a curated record. Lineage: Eukaryota; Viridiplantae; Streptophyta; Magnoliopsida; Apiales; Apiaceae.
AUUAAUAAAUUUAGUAUUAUUGUUUUGACAUUUUUAUGAAUUUCAUUUAUUGGAGUAUGAAUAUAUUUACCUUCUUGAUAAUUAUGGUCCAUAUUAUAGAUAGUUAUUUUUGUUUGAAGGAAUCAUGAGUGCUCGACGUGGAGGUGCUAACAAUCGCAACAACAGAAACAACAGCGGGAGCGGUGGAAACAAUAACAAUAAUAAUGAAGGUGGAAAUAUGUUGAACCAGCUCGCGCAAACCUUGGCAACACUUGUUGGAAAUCAACAACCAGCUCAACGAAGUAUUGUGUCAGAAUUCAAGCGUUUGAACCCCCCAACAUUUGAUGGUGCAACUGACCCUGCUAUUGUGGAAAAAUGGAUCCAAGAGAUGGAAAAGGCAUUUGAACUGAUGGGAAGUAAUGAUGGGCAAAAGGUUACUUUAGCUGUGUAUCAAUUACAGGGCAGUGCAUAUGAUUGGUGGCUGAUGGAGCAAAGGAGGAAUGAGGAAAAUGCUGAUCCGAUGACAUGGGAUAGAUUCAAGACGGCAUUGACAGAUAAAUACUUUCCAAGAACUAUUCGUGUGCAAAAAGAGAGGGAUUUCAUUAGGCUUGAGCAGGGAGAUCGGACGGUAGUAGAGUAUGAAGCAGAGUUUGCGAGGCUCUCCAAAUAUGCUCCUACCUUAGUUGCUGACGAGAUCAGUCGGGCUAGAAGAUUGGAGGAAGGACUUAGAGAAAAUAUUAGGCAUGCUGUUGCAAAUUUUGAGUUAACCACGUAUGAGCAAGUACUUAACAAGGCAUUAGUGGUUGAAAGGGGCAUGGUCGAGGCAUUAAAGAAGAAAGAUGAAGAAACUAAGAAGCGAAGCGAGCCUUCAGGAGGAUUUAAUGGUACUGGAUCGUCGAAGAAGUUUAACAAUCGAGGAACGGGUGGAAAUGCAAACAAGGGGAAUCAAGGGGGAAAGCUUCAAUGUUCAAGGUGUGGUCGUAAUCACUUGGAUAAGGACUGCCGAUGGAACACAGGAGCAUGUUUCAGUUGCGGUGAGAUGGGACAUAGAGUUGCUGAAUGUCCAAAACGUGACCCAACCAGAGACAAAGACAAUGGGAACAAAGCAACCUUAGCGGCUUUACUUGGUCCAAAUUAUGGGCGAGUGUACCAACACGAACCGAAAGAAAAUUAAGGGCUCAGUGCUGCGAGUUAUAAGUGAUUGUUUUGCUAAGGUAAGAUUACUUUUCGCACUUUCAAAAUUGUUUCAAAUGCUUUAUACUGCUUUGUUAUGAAAGUUUGGGAUUGAGAAAAUAUUUUAGAUAUAAGAAAUUCCCAGCUAGCUAUGAAUUAUGAACCUGUUAGUAAUUGCGUAUAGUUCCGGAACUAGAUUAUGAUACCUUACUAGGGCGUGCUUGGCACAAUUUAUGAUACCUUAGUAAGGGGCGCAUUAUUGACACCUAUGAACCAAUGAUACCGUGCCACCGGGUAUUAGUGGCCUAGCGAACUGUGGAAUUUACUUUAUGAAAUAUUGGUUUAUGAUUUUUGGUUAUGAAAUUGUGAACAAUGGCAAGUCUUGAUAGUUUUUGGUCUGUUAGUCGAAUUUGUUUUCUUACUGGGCUGUGUAGCUCACGACUUACAAAUUUCAGGUUAAUGUUAUUGGCAAGGCUUUGGAGUUGGAUUUGA